CACACACUCACAAUGACCGUGCUCAUGGAAAGCGUUCCUUCUGCUGCUGCGCUGGGCCAGAAGUACGAAGAAUGGUGCCAAAGAAACAUGACAGAAGAGGAUCGCCGUAUCACGGAAGUACUAUGUUCAGCAGUGAACGUCGAAGAGCUCAAGUUGGCAGCUUCCCGAGCAGUCGGCGACCGUUGCACUGGAGCGCACAUGACUGGUCAAGGCGGUUUUAACCUGAUAUAUAUGCUCACUUUCGAGCAUUCAUCUGAUGUUGUUGCUCGAAUAAAUGGAAGCUUCAUCAAGCAAGAUAAAGAACAAAGUGACGACAUGAUUGCACACAGAAUCGAUUCCGAGGCUGCUACUUUAAAAUAUGUGCAGGCGGCAACAUCUAUCCCGGUGCCAAGAGUGUAUGCUGUUGAAAGCAGCUUGCACAAUCCCGUCAAAGCUCGCUAUACGUUACAAGAGAGGAUAUUGGGACGCAAUUUGGCAGAUGUCUGGCUCUUUCUGACAAUAGAACAACUCGACAUCGUGAUCCCGCAGGUGGCAAACAUCGAGGCUCAACUUUUACAGACCCGUUUUUCAGCCAUCGGCAGUCUCACGGAAGUGCACGAUGGUCAAAUAUCAGUGGGACCCUUGGGACUGUCGUGCACGCAUCCGCUCAACUUACAGCGCGAGUACGGCCCAUGGACGUCGUUUUUGGAUUGGCUGAAGGCAUACGUCGUGGCUGAGCUAGAAUCAUUGGAGAGCGAGCAAGACGAAUGGUUGUCUUUGCGUUCAAGGUGGAGGAUCAUCAAUAGAGACGCAGAGGCCUCUAUCCAGCCGAUACAGCACAUUGAUUACUUCAAGACAUACUACCAUCUGGUCAUCGACGGCAUGGAAAGCCUUGAUGCAUCGGGAUGUGACUCCCAAGAUUGCCUUGAGGAGAUGCCGUUUGUCCUCUGGCAUGAAGACAUUUCCUUGACCAACAUACUCGUCGCCUACGAUGAUCCGACCCGCAUUGUAGGCCUUGUAGAUUGGGAAGGCGCUUCCAUAGUUCCGCUCUGGGCGUGCUUUGGACAUGAACAGUCUUUCGAGCUGAUCGAGGGCGAUGACCUCAUCAGGCUGCAACGCCUGCGAGACUCUACACAUGAACGGCACCUUCCGAUGAUACGCUCAGCGAAAGAUCCAGGCUUCCCAUUUCAGUACCUCCAAUUCAUUGCGUCUUCCCGUGGGUCUGUAAUGCGGAGCGUGGAGGCAUCGAAGAGCUAUGCGAAGGAUUUCUUCGCCCGAUGUGGCACUCAAUACUCUCGUCAUUUUCAGAAACUUUUUGAUUUCGUAAAGAAAGGUUCUAUAUAAUCUUGCGCGCACCUAUUCUGUAAUGAAUUAGCACUUUCGACUGGCGUGCGGUCGCUUAGAACUGAUCAUUGAUACAAUAACUACCCAUGCA
Molecule: messenger RNA, 1414 nt
Organism: Laetiporus sulphureus 93-53
Lineage: Eukaryota; Fungi; Basidiomycota; Agaricomycetes; Polyporales; Laetiporaceae
Exons: 6
Coding region: 13-1323 (436 amino acids)
Cellular component (GO): mitochondrion
Source: RefSeq, a predicted model, not a curated record